Populus nigra (black poplar) is the source of this 2215-nucleotide messenger RNA. RefSeq names its product sugar transporter ERD6-like 7. The transcript is spliced from 19 exons. Gene Ontology annotation, cellular component: membrane. The record is from RefSeq and is a predicted model, not a curated record. Gene Ontology annotation, biological process: carbohydrate transport; transmembrane transport. Gene Ontology annotation, molecular function: sugar transmembrane transporter activity. Lineage: Eukaryota; Viridiplantae; Streptophyta; Magnoliopsida; Malpighiales; Salicaceae. Bases 527 to 1981 code for a protein of 484 amino acids.
UAUUUGGGUGUAAGAAUGUGACUAACAAGAAGCUAUCCGUCUGAAUUGGAAAAUAUGCGAGAAAUCCACCCAUUUCUUAACUGAGUUUCUAUCCAUUUCCUAUUUCGAUUCUCACCCAUUUUCACUCAUAGUAUCUAUUCAUAAGCUGUCUGGCUAAUUAAUGCAAAAACGAAACAAAAAAACACAUCAUCCCUUUUACUCCGUAUCCAUCCCUCCAGCCAAGCAUACCAACAGGUUCUGCCAUGUCCAUGUGAACUCAGGGGCAAUACCAUUUAAUUAUUUGAUUAUGAUGCACAUGGCAAUCUAGACGUACUUGUCUAGUGAUAACAGUUGCUGCUGAUGGGUAUAUCAAGUCAAGAACGCUGUUCGUGGUGGGACAAGUGCGAGUGAAUAUUGAAGCUUUGAGCACAGCGUACGUGGUUGAGAACUGUCACUUCUUGGGAGCAUAUUUAAGGAAAUUUUAAAAAGAAAAAAGAAAGAAAGAAAUAAAAACGCUGCGCAGAUUCUGACUGAAAAGAGUGAAGGCAUGGGAAUCCAAGAGGACCUAGAGCAGUGUAAGAAUCGUGCUGAGCAUGAAGAGGUAAGAGAACCACUCAUGGACAAGAAAAAUCAAUCAGGCGACCAAGAUGGGUUUUUUGCUCAGAGUAGCAGCAAAGAAAGUGCUUGGAUGGUUUACCUCAGCACUUUUGUUGCAGUCUGUGGCUCUUUCGCAUUUGGCUCAUGUGCAGGCUAUUCAUCACCCACAGAAAAUGCUGUCAGGGAAGAUCUCUCUCUAUCUCUAGCAGAGUAUUCCGUGUUUGGUUCAAUAUUGACAUUCGGUGCAAUGAUUGGUGCAAUCACAAGUGGGCCCAUUGCUGAUUUAAUUGGUCGGAAAGGGGCGCUGAGAGUGGCUACCAGCUUCUGUAUUGCCGGAUGGCUAGCCAUCUACUUUGCUCAGGGGGUUCUGGCGUUGGACCUCGGGAGACUGGCAACAGGUUAUGGAAUGGGAGUCUUUUCUUAUGUGGUACCUGUUUUUAUUGCUGAAAUUGCACCCAAGAAUCUUAGAGGAGGACUAACAGCUACAAAUCAGCUUAUGAUCUGCGGUGGAGUGUCUGUUGCGUUCAUAAUAGGAACCGUGCUGACAUGGAGGGCUUUGGCAUUGACUGGGCUUGUUCCUUGUGCAAUUCUGGUUUUUGGCCUCUUUCUGAUUCCCGAAUCUCCCAGAUGGCUGGCAAAGAGAGGACGUGAAGAAGAGUUUCAAACAGCUCUACAAAAGCUUCGUGGCAAGGAAGCUGAUAUAUAUCAGGAGGCAACUGAAAUCAAGGAGUACAUAGAAACUCUUGAACGGCUCCCAAAAGCCAGAUUCCUAGAUUUGUUUCAAAGAAGAUACCUCCGCUCAGUCAUUAUAGGAGUAGGACUGAUGGUCUUUCAACAAUUUGGAGGAAUCAAUGGGGUCUGCUUUUAUGUCAGCAAUAUUUUUGAGUCAGCAGGAUUUUCUCCCAGUCUUGGAACCAUAAUCUAUGCCAUUCUUCAGGUUGUGGUUACUGCCCUCAACACAAUUGUAAUAGAUAAAGCCGGAAGAAAGCCUCUAUUACUGGUUUCUGCAUCAGGACUGAUUCUUGGCUGUUUAAUAACUGCGAUUUCAUUCUACCUAAAGGUUCAUGAAUUGGCAGUCAAAUCAGUCCCGGCACUUACUUUAACUGGCAUACUGCUAUAUAUCGGCUCAUUUUCAGCAGGAAUGGGUGCAGUUCCGUGGGUAAUAAUGUCUGAGAUUUUUCCAAUAAAUAUUAAGGGAGUGGCUGGAAGCUUAGCAACACUUGUGAACUGGUUUGGUGCAUGGGCGAUUUCCUACACUUACAACUACCUUAUGUCCUGGAGCUCCUAUGGUACCUUCAUUCUUUAUGCUGCAAUCAACGCGCUGGCUAUAGUGUUUGUGGUCAUGGUGGUGCCAGAAACAAAAGGGAGAACUCUGGAGCAAAUCCAAGCAGCCAUUAAUACAUAGAGAAAUUGACAGGGUGUAUUGAAUACAUUUAUUUCACGGAAAUAAAGACCCUUACCCAGAUAUGAUCUACUCUGACGGACCAUUUACCCCUUUUGAGGGCAACCAGAAGAAAUUUUGGAAAAUACUUCCUAGCAUGAAGUAUGAUGUUUUUCACAUAAACAACUCAGUCGUAUAGGUAGUGCAACCUUGGUAUCUUCUGUGAUUUUGUAUUCAAAACUGCUGCUUUUUUUUUUU